ACCACUCACCGGUUUUACCAUUAAUUCACUCAUACUUCUCAAUUCCUACCAAACCAAACCGAACCAACUCAACGCAAUCAUGAAGAACUCCAUCUUUGCACUCGUCGCCUCUCUAGCCGUGGCCAGCGCUAUGCCGAACUUGAACCCAAUGUCGAAGAACAACCCCCACAACUACGAGCUCUCUAAUGCCUGUACCGGCAAACAGGCUGGCGACGAAUGCCUCUACGAUUUCACCUGGUACUACACAAACUACGGUUGGCCCAUCAUCGAUAUUGCGCAUAUCUGCAAUGGCACAUCGAAUUGCUUCACGCAGUCUGACCCAGAACACCCCCUUGUAUGCAGGCCACCAACUACACCGGGAGCUUGCCAUGAUGUUCAGACGCCGCACGUUAUGGGCUCUUGAAUGAUAUCUGGAAAUACAUUGUCUUGUAUAUAGUUUGAAGUACUGUGAAUAGAUUGUACUUGCACCA
Molecule: messenger RNA, 470 nt
Organism: Pyrenophora tritici-repentis Pt-1C-BFP
Lineage: Eukaryota; Fungi; Ascomycota; Dothideomycetes; Pleosporales; Pleosporaceae
Source: RefSeq, a predicted model, not a curated record